GUCCCGUCGUCCAUCUCGGUAGGCUCCCUUUUAGUGUUUGGGACGGAGCUCUGCCCGGGAAACGCCAUAAGUGAGACGGCCGCGGCCUGUACUAGCGAGCAGCGCAAGGCGUCCUCGGCACCAUGACGGACCGCUACACCAUCCACAGCCAGCUGGAGCAUCUGCAGUCCAAAUACAUCGGCACCGGCCACGCCGACACCACCAAGUGGGAAUGGCUGGUGAACCAGCACCGCGACUCGUACUGCUCCUACAUGGGCCACUUCGACCUCCUCAACUACUUCGCCAUCGCCGAGAACGAGAGCAAAGCGCGCGUGCGCUUCAACCUGAUGGAGAAGAUGCUGCAGCCGUGCGGGCCCCCGGCCGACAAGCCCGAGGAGAACUGAGCCCCCGGCGCCCUCCCAGACCCCCCUCUCCCCCGCCCGGAGAACGAAUGGCUCGCCGGUCUCUUUGCUAACUAGGGGCAGCGCGAGGACUGAGCCCGUUUUUGUCGCGGGAGGGGAAGAGACUCGAGGUCCUCGCACCUCAGCAUGGCCGUUGGAGCCGCAGUCUCAUACUCUGUGCCGGGGUCUGGGACAGGGGUCGUUUUCAAAAUCUACCAGUGCCUAUGCUACUGCUCUGGAGGGGGGAGGAGGAGGAGGAACUGAGAAGACGUGCAAGAUUUUUGCGUCGUCCGUCCCUCUUCCCCACCAGCCCCAUUCUGAAGUUUAACCCGUUGUUCGGUGUCUUGGCAGAACAGCCGCAAUGGAGGGGAGGAGACCUUUAAAGACCAAAAAGCCCCUGAGAAACUAAGGACUUGGAGCUUGAAGACACUUUCGAUCUCGUGUAAUCCGGGUUGUUUGUUGUUGUUUACCCUGGGGUCUAUGGACUUGUGUUUAAAGUAAUCUUGAUAUGUGUAUUUCAAUACAAUUGGUUUCCAUUAUAA
Messenger RNA from Trichosurus vulpecula (common brushtail), 922 nucleotides. Its product is annotated as splicing factor 3B subunit 5. NCBI's taxonomy places the organism in Eukaryota, Metazoa, Chordata, Mammalia, Diprotodontia, Phalangeridae. Gene Ontology annotation, biological process: mRNA splicing, via spliceosome. The coding region runs from base 123 to 383 and encodes 86 amino acids. Gene Ontology annotation, cellular component: precatalytic spliceosome; U2 snRNP. The record is from RefSeq and is a predicted model, not a curated record. The transcript has a single exon.